AUGCAGCAGAUGGGUGCCCGAGAGGAUGUCACCGUUGGGAUUCUCGCUUUACAGGGUGCUUUUGCAGAGCAUCAGGUGAUGCUACAGAAGCUCUCAGUGAAGAGGCGGAUCGUCAUCGUUCUUGUCCGCACUGAGGAGGAUUUGCACAAAUGCGAUGCUCUAAUCAUACCUGGUGGAGAGUCGACAACCAUCGCGUUAUUGGCUCGUCUGGCUGGGUUGCUCGGCCCCCUCCGUGAAUUCUUGAAGACGAAACCUGUUUGGGGGACAUGCGCCGGUGCUAUUCUACUUGCACAGUCCAUAGAGGGUGCCAAGAAGGGCGGGCAGGAGCUCCUUGGCGGAAUCUCUGUCAGCGUGGGUAGGAAUGGUUGGGGUUCGCAGGCAAGUCGCAUUCGCAACGUCGUGGAGUCUUUCGAGGCGCCGCUGGAGGUGGAAGGUCUUCGUGACUCAGCUCGACCUUUCCAUGGAGUCUUCAUUCGUGCUCCUGUCAUCCUUGCGCUCUCACCGUCGCCGACAGACCCUCCAAUUCAGAUCUUAUCCCGCAUAUCUACAUCGUUGCUGCCACAGUCGCAAACGCUCGUACCCCACGACGAAGACGAUACGGACCCGCGAGACGCAGGGACAGUUGUUGCGUUGCGGCAGGGCCGUCAUCUGCUCACCACCUUCCACCCGGAACUGACCAAGGAUGACCGCUUCCACGAGUACUUCGUGCGGGAGUGUGUCCUCCCUUCACUCGUGUGA
This is a messenger RNA of Sparassis crispa, 738 nucleotides long. RefSeq names its product Pyridoxal 5'-phosphate synthase subunit SNO1. Gene Ontology annotation, biological process: pyridoxal 5'-phosphate biosynthetic process; pyridoxine metabolic process. The transcript has 5 exons. The coding region runs from base 1 to 738 and encodes 245 amino acids. Gene Ontology annotation, cellular component: glutaminase complex; cytosol. Gene Ontology annotation, molecular function: glutaminase activity. The record is from RefSeq and is a predicted model, not a curated record. NCBI's taxonomy places the organism in Eukaryota, Fungi, Basidiomycota, Agaricomycetes, Polyporales, Sparassidaceae.